This is a messenger RNA of Prunus mume (Japanese apricot), 732 nucleotides long. Lineage: Eukaryota; Viridiplantae; Streptophyta; Magnoliopsida; Rosales; Rosaceae. The record is from RefSeq and is a predicted model, not a curated record.
AUGGCCUCCGAACCUGUCAAUGUGAAUGAGUUCCGAGAAUUGGCUAGGCAAGUUCUUCCAAAAAUGUUUUAUCCAACAUAUCUACGUGCACUGUGGAGGACGUUGCUUCCAGAUGCAAUGCUUGCUCCCAGACUUGGUCGAAGAGAGGCAGACAUAAAGAAUAGAAUGGUUGCACCUCAGUUGAAGAACUUUGAAGGCAUUUUAUCAACUGACGUAAACUCUGAUGAAGGAUCGAAAGUGGAAGCUUUUGUCAAAGAGACGUUUGAUGCUUCUUUGUGCUGGGAGGACAUAGAGUGGUUGAAAUCUAUUACAAACUUGCCAAUUCUGAUCAAGGGAGUACUCACUCAUGAAGUUGCAAGAAAGGCUGUGGAAGUAGUUGUUGCUGGGAUUGUUGUCUCCAACCAUGGAGGCCACCAACUAGAUUAUACUCCUACCACCAUUUCUGUCCUGGAAGAGGAAGUUGAUGCUGUUGGAGGAAAAGUUCCUGUUCUGCUUGAUGGAGGAGCAAGGCGAGGAACAGAUGUGUUCAAGGCAUUAGCCUUGGGUGCACAAGCUGUCCUUGUUGGAAGGCCUGUAAUCUAUGGCCUUGCAGCAAACGGAGAACACGGCGUGAGACGGGUUAUCGAAAUGCUGAAAGAUGAGUUUGAGCUCACUAUGGCCCUCUGUGGCUGCCCUGGUGUUAUGGAUAUUACCAGGAGCCAUGUGAGAACAGAAUGUGAUUCCAUGCUUUGA